Molecule: messenger RNA, 1413 nt
Organism: Prosopis cineraria
Lineage: Eukaryota; Viridiplantae; Streptophyta; Magnoliopsida; Fabales; Fabaceae
Product: bifunctional nitrilase/nitrile hydratase NIT4A
Exons: 5
Coding region: 115-1242 (375 amino acids)
Biological process (GO): detoxification of nitrogen compound
Molecular function (GO): nitrile hydratase activity; nitrilase activity
Source: RefSeq, a predicted model, not a curated record
CCUGGCCUCCCCUAUUUUGGUAAAGGCAUAUAGCCGAACCUCACCAGUCCGCUGAUUCAGCCUCAUUGAAAUUUAUUUAUUUAUUUUAAUGACUAUAAAUGGAGUAAAGACGUCAUGCAAACAAUUGUGUCUGCUGGGCUGAACCAUUCCAAUACGGCAAGAGACAACGGAGGAGAAACCCCAGGGAAAGGCAUGGCGCUUGUAACUACUCAAACUGUCAACGAUGGCCCUUUGUUCGCCGAGGUUGAUAUGGGCUCCGAUAACACCACCACCACUGUCCGAGCCACCGUCGUUCAGGCCUCCACCAUUUUCUACGAUACACCCGCCACUUUAGAUAAGGCUGAGAGGUUGCUGGCUGAAGCCGCAAGCCAUGGAUCCCAGCUGGUUGUGUUUCCAGAAGCAUUUGUGGGUGGCUAUCCCCGCGGGUCCAGCUUCGGUGUUGCUGUUGGAAAUCGCACGGCUAAGGGUAAAGAGGAGUUCCGCAAGUAUCAUGCUGCAGCCAUUGAUGUCCCAGGCCCCGAAGUUGAUAGACUGGCGGCAAUGGCUGGGAAGUACAAGGUUUAUUUGGUGAUAGGUGUGAUAGAGAGAGAUGGCUACACGCUAUAUUGUACUGUUCUUUUCUUUGAUCCUCAAGGUCGUUACCUUGGAAAACACAGAAAAGUUAUGCCAACAGCAAUGGAGCGGGUUAUCUGGGGAUUUGGGGAUGGAUCAACCAUCCCAGUUUUCGAAACUCCCCUUGGAAAAAUAGGCGCUGCCAUUUGCUGGGAGAACAAAAUGCCUCUUUUGAGGACAGCCAUGUAUGCAAAAGGUGUUGAGAUAUAUUGUGCACCUACUGCUGAUGCUAGGGAUGUGUGGCAAGCAUCUAUGACCCAUAUUGCUCUUGAAGGUGGAUGCUUUGUUCUGUCAGCAAACCAGUUCUGCAGAAGGAGAGAUUACCCACCUCCUCCCGAGUAUGUUUUCUCAGGCACAGAAGAGGACCUGACACCAGACUCUGUGGUAUGUGCUGGGGGCAGCGUCAUUAUAUCACCCUCUGGGGUUGUUCUGGCAGGACCCAAUUAUGAGGGGGAGGCUCUGAUCUCAGCAGAUCUUGAUCUGGGAGAAAUAGCGAGGGCAAAGUUUGAUUUUGACGUGGUUGGACACUACUCAAGGCCUGAAGUGCUGAGCUUGACGGUGAGGGACCAUCCAACAAACCCAGUUAUUUUUGCAUCAUCUUCAAAAUUCGAGGACUCUCAGAAAUCAUGAUCAGCAUUUUCUGGAUGUUUCCAUUUCGGAAUUUUUACCCCCAUGUGCCGGACGGGGGAUAUAAUAUUAGCUUGCACUGUCAUUAUUGUACGUACUUUUGUACCUGUAAUCAAUGUAUUUGAUAAACAAACUAUAUUAUUCGUCAAUAAUACAUCGUAUCUUCUACGUUUA